UUAACCUAGACUAGAAGAGAAGCUCGGAAGGCGUGAAUUCACAGUAAACCCAAGCGGAAAAAGCAAAACUCCCGAAGAUCAAACGAGAAAGGACACGAAAAGUCUGCCAUAAACUACCAACAAUUACCAGCAUUCUGCGGCUCUAGGAAUUUAUCCGUGAUUCGUCGAUUCGAUUGAUGUAGUAUCGUAUUCGGGACGUAUACUGGUUUGUAGAGAGCCUCGAAGCACUAAAUUCCCGAGGAACGGCAUGGACGAGUUGAAAAUUUCUCCGGCCGAUCCUAGGGGAAGUCCGGCGAAAGACCAGCAGGCUGCUGGUGUGGGAAUUCUUCUUCAGAUUAUGAUGCUCGUGCUGUCCUUCGUUCUCGGCCACGUUCUACGCCGCCAUCGGUUCUACUACCUCCCGGAAGCUAGUGCGUCCCUAUUAAUUGGGUUGAUCGUGGGAGGUUUGGCGAACAUUUCUAAUACGGAGAAUAGCAUCAGGGCGUGGUUCAAUUUCCACGAGGAGUUUUUCUUCUUGUUUCUGCUGCCGCCGAUUAUAUUUCAAUCUGGGUUCAGCCUUCAACCUAAGCCAUUCUUUUCUAACUUUGGGGCCAUAGUCACAUUUGCAAUUUUUGGAACUUUUGUUGCUUCUGUUGUCACAGGAAUUUUGGUAUAUCUUGGUGGAAUAACAUAUCUCAUCUACAAACUUCCUUUUGUUGAGUGUCUGAUGUUUGGUGCUCUCAUCUCAGCUACCGAUCCCGUCACUGUUCUUUCUAUAUUUCAGGAGCUUGGCACGGAUGUGAAUCUCUAUGCCUUGGUCUUCGGUGAAUCUGUACUAAAUGAUGCAAUGGCAAUUUCUUUAUACAGGACUAUGUCAAUGGUGAGGAGCCAUAUGUCAUCUGAUCAAAGCUAUUUCAUGGUUGUGGUCAGAUUUCUUGAGACUUUUGUUGGCUCAUUGUCUGCAGGAGUUGGAGUUGGGUUCAUUUCUGCUUUGCUUUUCAAGUAUGCUGGUCUGGAUAUUGACAACCUGCAAAACCUGGAGUGCUGUCUGUUUGUUCUUUUUCCAUAUUUCUCAUACAUGCUUGCUGAAGGUCUUGGUCUCUCGGGUAUCGUAUCAAUAUUAUUCACAGGAAUAGUGAUGAAGCACUACAGUUUCUCAAACUUAUCUGAGAAUUCUCAGAAAUUUGUUUCUGCAUUUUUCCAUUUGAUAUCAUCGCUGGCAGAGACCUUUGUAUUUAUCUACAUGGGAUUUGACAUUGCUAUGGAAAAACACAGCUGGUCUCAUGUUGGCUUUAUAUUUUUCUCAAUUCUAUUCAUUGGAGUUGCAAGAGCUGCAAAUGUGUUCUCGUGUGCAUAUUUGGUGAAUUUGGUUCGACCUGCACAUCGAAAAAUACCAAUGAAGCAUCAGAAAGCACUUUGGUAUAGUGGGCUUCGAGGGGCAAUGGCUUUUGCAUUAGCGCUGCAAUCAAUUCAUGAUCUUCCAGAAGGACACGGUCAGACAAUCUUCACCGCCACUACUUCAAUAGUUGUUUUGACGGUCUUGUUGAUAGGUGGAUCAACUGGAACCAUGUUGGAAGCACUGGAAGUUGUGGGUGAUGACCAUGAUGGCCCAUUAGGUGAAAGUCUGGAGACAAACAAUACAUACAGAGCUCCUAGAUACGAAGGGGAGCCGUCAUCUGGAAACCGUUUUAAGAUGAAACUGAAAGAGCUUCGUGAGAGCGCUGCAUCGUUUACUGAAAUAGAUAGAAACUACCUCACCCCAUUUUUUACAUCUCAAAAUGGUGAUGAAGAUGAACACGCUGAGCUUUUUGGUGAUUCACGGAGGGGAGGUUACCAUUGACAUGGCCAAACAUCACUACAUUGGUUGGAUGGUUUUUCUCAUCUUGCACCACAGAUAGAUGGUAUGGAGAACUUCUACUCAUCCCUUCCAGUUAUUAUAUAUUCUUUUCAAGCAAAUAUACGAUGCUCGACAAAACCGGCAAGUAGAUAUUUGGAGAUAGGCUUGCUAAGUGCUAACAGCGACAGUAUUCAGACAAUUCCUGCUGUACAUGAUGAUGAUGAUGAGGAUGUAUGAAAUACUA
Molecule: messenger RNA, 2060 nt
Organism: Andrographis paniculata
Lineage: Eukaryota; Viridiplantae; Streptophyta; Magnoliopsida; Lamiales; Acanthaceae
Product: sodium/hydrogen exchanger 6-like
Exons: 22
Coding region: 248-1819 (523 amino acids)
Biological process (GO): regulation of pH; sodium ion transport; proton transmembrane transport
Cellular component (GO): endosome; membrane
Molecular function (GO): sodium:proton antiporter activity
Source: RefSeq, a predicted model, not a curated record